Carcharodon carcharias (great white shark) is the source of this 2361-nucleotide messenger RNA. RefSeq names its product sodium/hydrogen exchanger 2-like. Bases 1 to 2361 code for a protein of 786 amino acids. Gene Ontology annotation, biological process: regulation of pH; proton transmembrane transport; sodium ion transport. Gene Ontology annotation, cellular component: membrane. Gene Ontology annotation, molecular function: sodium:proton antiporter activity. Lineage: Eukaryota; Metazoa; Chordata; Chondrichthyes; Lamniformes; Lamnidae. The record is from RefSeq and is a predicted model, not a curated record. The transcript has 15 exons.
AUGCUAAACACUUUAGUAAACUUGAGCUCAAUGCAGAAUACCAUCAAAUCGAGCUUGCAGAAGAAUCAAGCCGAAACUAUAUGGGACCCGAAAGCAGCAGGGCGGACCAAUAACGAGAGCCAGCAGUGGAAUCCGGUCACCUCGAAACAGCCGGAAUCCACAGCGAUCCAAUCGGUCUGGAACCUAGGGCAGGAGGGCAAUCAGAGUACAUUCACGGACGGACUGAAGAUCUUCUCCCUGGACUACCAUCACGUCCAAGUCCCUUUUGAAAUAACACUAUGGAUCAUGUUAGCAUCGCUGGCCAAAAUAGGAUUUCAUCUCUACAUCAAGCUGCCCUCUAUAGUGCCUGAAAGCUGCCUGCUUAUAAUUGUGGGCCUGAUAAUGGGAGGAAUAAUCUAUGGAGUGAAUGAGAGAUCUGCACCAGUUAUGAGCACUGAUGUCUUUUUCCUUUAUCUGCUGCCACCGAUCGUACUCGACGCAGGCUACUUCAUGCCAAGUAGGCCCUUCUUUGAGAACAUUGGGACAAUCCUUUGGUAUGCGGUUGUGGGAACCAUAUGGAAUGUUUUUGGAAUUGGCUUGUCCCUUUACGGGAUUUGCCAGGUUGAGUCCUUUGGCCUAAAGGAUAUUUCCCUGCUCUACAAUUUACUGUUCGCCAGUUUGAUUGCGGCUGUGGAUCCAGUGGCUGUCCUGUCUGUGUUUGAAGAGAUUCAUGUAAAUGAGCAGCUGCACAUUCUGGUUUUUGGUGAAUCACUCCUCAAUGAUGCCAUCACCGUGGUUUUAUACAAACUCUUUAAGACUUUCUGCACCAUGCCCUCAGUUGGAGUGUCAGAUAUUUUGGUUGGAAUUGUUAAGUUCUUUCUUGUGGGAUUCGGAGGUUUACUGGUGGGCAUUACUUAUGGAAUCAUUGCAGCCCUCACUACUCGCUUCACAGAGAAUAUCCGUGUGAUUGAACCUCUCUUCGUAUUCCUGUACAGCUAUUUGUCAUACCUGACUGCUGAAAUGUUCCAAUUCUCUGGCAUUGUGGCAAUUAUUGCCUGCUCUAUGAGUAUGAAGCGAUAUGUGGAGGCUAAUAUCUCUCAGAAGUCUCACACUACAAUCAAAUACUUCAUGAAGAUGUGGAGCAGUGUGAGUGAGACCCUCAUCUUUAUUUUCCUCGGUGUUUCUACUAUUGGGGACAAGCACGAAUGGAGUUGGCCCUAUGUAUGUUUCACAAUGAUAUUUUGCCUUGUCUGGAGAGCAGUUGGUGUCAUUUUCCUGACAUUUAUCGUGAAUAAGUUCCGUGUGAAUGUGGUAACGAGAAAGGAUCAGUUCAUUAUAGCCUACGGCGGAUUGCGAGGAGCAAUCUGUUUCUCCCUUGUUUUCUUACUUCCAAAUUUCCCUCAGAAGAAGUUGUUCACCACAGCUACUAUAGUGGUCAUCUUUUUUACAGUCUUUGUUCAGGGAAUGACAAUUAAACCACUUGUUGAGUUACUAGAAGUUAAAAGAACAAGUCAAGCACCUCCAACUGUAAGUGAGCAGAUUCAUAUUCGGUUCUUGGAUCAUUUGUUGGCUGGUAUUGAAGACAUCUGUGGACAUUGGGGCCAAUAUUACUGGAAAGACAGAUUUGAGAACUUCAACAAUAAAUAUCUCAACAAGGUUUUCAUCAGAGAGCAACAUUUGUCAAAAUCCAGCAUUGUUGUUUUAUACCAGAAACUGGAGAAGAAACACGCUAUUGAGCUGGCAGAGGCAGGCCAGCUGGUUGGUGCACCAUCCCUCGCUUCUCUCCACGAUGAACAAACUGCUGAAGUUUGCAAAAGUCCGGUUCCUUCAGAGCAGUUCGAUAACAUUCAGGAGCUCUUGAUAAGAAAUCUUUAUCGAAUAAGGCAAACGGGAGACUUUGAUCUAUUGGUCCUGUUUGAACAGACGCAGUCUUACAACAGACACACCCUGCCCCAAGGAAAAAAUUCAAAUCAAGCCAAAGAGAUCUUUCUGCGUCGUCAAGAGAGUCUCCUCAAAGAUGAUGGCGUCCUGAAUCUAAUGCAGAAAAGAUCAAUUUGCCUUCCUGGUGAAUCACAAAAGAAGGGAAAACUAGCUCGAUCCCUUACAGGAUUACUAUUAGCUGAAAAUUCUCUACAGGUCUCACCAUGCAAGCUUGUUACUUGCCAGGCCACACACGAGCACAGGCUGAAUACAAAGCGUCAUCGUCUGAAUCGGACCUCAUGGAUGCCUUUUGCCCAGCAGUCCUCCGAGUGCCAGGGAGCUCAGCUGAACCUGCCACCUCCUGCUGUUGACACGUGUCCGUGCGAUGACCACCAGAUUAAACUCGAGUCUAAGGAUUCGAAGUAUGACCAACCUCAUCAUAAAACCGCAAGUCAGCCAUGA